AAACAUGGCCGCUUUGGCUACGGACGCUUCCGCCCAGCACAAACAUGGCGGCUCCUGACGUCAUAGGACGGCGCCGGCCGCCCCGGAGACUGCACGUGCGCUCGGGUUUGGGAAAUUUCCCGGCUGAGCCAUGGACACCCCGCUGAGGCGCAGCCGGCGGCUGGGAGGCCCGAAGGCCGAGCUUCCCGAGAGCCCCACCGCAGCUCCGCGGGCGAGACGAGCCCUUGCGGAAUUCGAGUCGAGCCUGGAAGAAACGAGGGAGCCCGCGUCUCCUCGGCGUGUGCGGCAACCCGGCCUGGAGUCCCCCCGACGUCAGCCCGAGACACGCCCGGGAUCGCCCAGCCUAGGGCAGGGGGCAGGCCUGGGGUCCCCCCGGAGGGAGCCGGGUCCGGGCCCAGGGUCCCCCCAGGGCCAGCAAGGUCCAGGCCUGGAGUCUCCCCGCAGACAGCCAGCGUCGAGUCCUGAGCGCCCCCGACGGGAGCCCAAGCCAAGCGGGGAGUCCCCGCAGGUCCUCGGGAGCCGCGGAGGACCGGGCGCGAGGGUGGCCCCGGGUGCGGAGGAGCUGUCCCGGCGGCCCCUCCAGCAUCAGCCGUCGGGCCCUGGGUCCCCGGAACCUCACCCCGGUCAGCAAGCGCCGGGCCCGGAGCCCUCGCCGCCACCGCAGGAGCUGGCACCCCAGCCCCCCGGCGCCCCCCGGGGCCAGCGCCUGCCGAGCCAGCCACCGCCGGCCCGGGAGCUGGCAAGAGACGGCCUUUGCCCGAAGGAGCGGACAGGACCUUCAGCCCAGGCCCCGGCGCCCAAGAAGCGGAAGGAGGAGGCGGAGGUUCCCAUCAUCCCGAAGGGAAAGCCCAAGUCGGGGCGGGUGUGGAAGGACCGCGCCAAGAAGAGGUUCUCCCAGAUGGUGCAGGACAAGCCCCUGCGCACCUCCUGGCGGCGGAAGGUGAAGGAGCGGCAGGAGCGGAAGCUGGCCAAGGACUUCGCCCGGCACCUGGAGGAGGAGAAGGAGAGGUGCACCCAGGAGAAGAAGCAGCGCCGCGCCGAGAACCUGAAACGCCGCCUGGAGAACGAGCGCAAGGCCGAGAUCGUCCAAGUGAUCCGAAACCCCGCCAAGCUCAAGCGGGCGAAGAAGAAGCAGCUGCGCUCCAUCGAGAAGCGGGACACGCUGGCCCUGCUGCAGCAGCCGCCCCGGCCGGCAGCCAAGGUCUGAGGGGGACGCCGGAGGCCCCUGGAGCCAACCACGCGUCAGACACAGCACCUCGGCCGCUGUCAUGCGCCUCUGCCGGGCCCGCACUCCCACUCCAGCUCCGUGGGCGGGACCCACUUUGAAUGGGGCCCUGAGCCUCUGGGACUCUCAGGCAGGUCUCUGUGGGACAGCCCAGAGGGGGCCGGGCCCUGGCAGAGGUUGGGGGGCCGGUGGAGCGUCAGCUCCCCUCCCCUCCUUCCCCCAAGUGCCUUCAAGCCCAGGAAGAGCCCGUUCUGCC
Myotis lucifugus (little brown bat) is the source of this 1481-nucleotide messenger RNA. RefSeq names its product coiled-coil domain containing 86 (gene CCDC86). The record is from RefSeq and is a predicted model, not a curated record. The transcript is spliced from 4 exons. The coding region runs from base 131 to 1207 and encodes 358 amino acids. Gene Ontology annotation, cellular component: nucleolus. Lineage: Eukaryota; Metazoa; Chordata; Mammalia; Chiroptera; Vespertilionidae.